AUGUAUAAGCCGGACACGCUCACGCGCCGCGGCAGCCUGAGAUCCCUGCGCAGCGCCCCGCUCCUGAGCACCGUGCUCGAAAGCACGCUUUCACUGACCCGCAUCCACCCGAUCGCCUCCUUGGAGCUGCCCGGCCUCGACUAUGCGGUCCACUCGCAGUCGGCCUUCGGCGCCUACGGGCUAGCCCACCCCCGGGAUCUAGCCACCUGCACCUCGUUGCGCAGCGGCCUUGCGGCGAUCACCGCGGCCUCCGCUUCCGCCGCCGGCGGCGUUUCCCAGUCGCAGAGCGCCCUCCUCGGGCGGUACGGCCCCAACGCCUCGAUUCGCCACGGAGAAAGAAAGAUUGUCCAGCCGAAACGGGUUCUAUCACGCAAACUAAAGCCACAUCUUGUUGCGGACACCGUAAAGCAGUAUAUAAGUCGGGCCCAACGCACAACCAAAAAGGGUUCUCAAGAGCAGCAAAAUAUGGAGUUUUUACGCGGCGUCUAUGCGUUUAUGCAAGUGAGUAGAUCAUCGGUGUCUCAUGUCAAAAUCGAUUCACCUGUUUUUCGCCUGCACACCAACGCAACGGUCAUAUUACUGAUCACAUUCUCGAUUGCUGUGACGACGCGGCAGUACGUAGGAAAUCCCAUAGACUGUGUACAUACAAGAGACAUUCCCGAAGAUGUUCUCAACACAUAUUGUUGGAUACACUCAACGUAUACAGUGGUCGAUGCGUUUAUGAAGAAGCAAGGUUCCGAGGUGCCUUUUCCCGGAGUUCACAAUUCACAGGGCCGCGGGCCUCUUACAAUAAAGCACACAAAAUAUUAUCAAUGGGUAGCGUUUACACUAUUUUUUCAGGCAAUCUUAUUUUAUACACCAAGAUGGCUGUGGAAAUCUUGGGAGGGUGGCAAGAUUCAUGCGCUCAUCAUGGACUUAGACAUAGGCAUUUGUUCCGAAGCCGAGAAAAAACAAAAAAAGAAAUUACUUUUAGAUUAUUUGUGGGAAAAUUUAAGAUAUCACAAUUGGUGGGCGUACAGAUAUUACGUGUGUGAGCUGCUCGCCCUUAUAAAUGUGAUAGGUCAAAUGUUUCUUAUGAAUCGAUUUUUCGAUGGCGAAUUUAUGACAUUUGGCCUGAAAGUGAUAGAUUAUAUGGAGACCGAUCAGGAAGAUCGCAUGGAUCCGAUGAUUUACAUAUUUCCCAGAAUGACCAAAUGUACAUUUUUUAAAUAUGGUUCAAGUGGGGAGGUGGAGAAACACGACGCCAUUUGCAUUUUACCAUUAAACGUUGUUAAUGAGAAGAUUUACAUUUUCCUUUGGUUUUGGUUUAUAUUAUUAACGUUUCUCACAUUAUUAACGCUAAUAUACAGGGUGGUUAUUAUAUUCUCUCCUCGAAUGAGGGUCUACUUAUUUCGUAUGCGAUUUAGGUUAGUGCGUCGUGACGCUAUUGAAAUAAUCGUUCGUCGUUCGAAGAUGGGCGAUUGGUUUUUGUUGUAUUUACUAGGUGAAAACAUAGAUACAGUUAUAUUUCGUGAUGUUGUACAGGACUUAGCGAAUCGUUUAGGACAUAACCAACACCACAGGGUGCCUGGCUUGAAAGGUGAAAUACAGGAUGCAUGAUAUUGGGAGUAUUAGAAACAAUACAAAAUGCAAUUUGUCGUCUCCAUUUGAAAACCAUCGAAUUCAACAACAAACAUGUCGAAAGCUAGAACAAGACUAAGAAAGGACAAUUACAACCACAAAGGAAUCUAGAGAUCUUCGCAGCAGCCGCUUCAUUAAAACUUACAACUCAACACACCGCUAAAAAAUCUUUAAAAAAAACGUAUCUCAAAAAUACAACCAAAAAAACUAUCGUCAGCUCGCAGUCAGUCAUAAAUCAGCAUUUUCAAUCACGGAGACUAAGUCUAUCGAUAGUCGGUACAAACACAUCCAGAACCACAGGACAUAGAAUACAGCAUAGCAAAAUGGAAGCGGAAUGAAAGCAUGGAGAAAUAUGGAAAAAAUAGGAAAGCAUUAACAGCCACGCAACGAAAGGAAUUACUCAAAAUUCAAUACCAAUCAAUUAAAGUAACGUAAAUGAGAAAACGGAUAUCGAAUAAUCGAGAGAUCGAGAGAUCGAGAACGGAAGUCCUGGCACUUCCGGACAGGACACCCAAGCCGGUGGCAAGUAGCGCCUGCCGUCGGCCAGGGGUCACAAGGUCACAAGUCACAAGGGAUCGCCUGGCAAUCAACGAUCAGCGAUCAGCGACCCAUAGAAAGUUGCCCCAAGGACAAGAUCAAAGUGUGAGGAGAACAGCAAAUGGACAGCACCGGAAACGGAAACCACAGACAAAUACGCACACACACACCCACACACACACACACACACAGACGACGCCACACAUACGCUUACAGCGACAUCACUCAUACGCCCCGUAGAACACAUCGCACUUUGCUUGUCAUGCAGCGUUAACUAAACCAAACAUCAACAAAGUCGAGACGACGCCCGCGGAAAAUUGCAUUUCUGUAUUAACCCCAAGAGAAGAGAAGGAGAAGGAGAAGAAUCGAAGAUCAGCAUCACUCUCACCGAGGAAAAGCAGGAGUACCAUACGAACGAGAUGCUACAACAACGCCACAAGACGGGGAAAGAGAAGCCUCCCCGCUUUGUGAAGGCAGCAAAUGAAAGUCAAGAAAAUCGCAAGUGGAAAUCGCAGAGGGGAGUAACAGUUUAAUUAAAUUAAAUUCAAUUCAAUUAAAUUACUUAUUACAAUGAUAUCUUGAAGUGUUCAUGUAUUCGAAUGUAGGUUAACUAAGUCAAGCAUACAAGUAAUUCUACAUAUAUGUAUAAUAUAUAUAUUAUAUAUAUACAUAUAUAUAUAUAAACAAUUUUUUUUUUAACUCUAAGCAUUUGUAUUACCCGCUAAACAAAUGAACAAGAAAACAAAACGAAAAAAAAACAUAGAAAAAAACAACCAAAAAAAGGCAAACUGAAAACAGAAUUUUUUUGUAUACAGAAAUGAAUGAAAAUUGAAACCCGAAAUGAGCAGAUAGCGAAAUAAUGAUAAUGAUAAAGAAAAAGAAAGAGUAAAACCUAAAACCGAGACGAAACGAACAGAAAAUAUCAGUAAAUAUCAAAGAAAGUUCAGAAAAUACCAUACCGAAUACCGAAAACCGAAACAAAGGAUACAUUUACAUAGUUUAAUUAGAAGAAACUAUAGCGCGCAUCAUUAUAUAACCGAAAAACUGAAAAACUGAAAAACUGAAAAACCGACCGAACAGAACGUAACUCCCAACUCACAAAGACAAACAGACAGACGGAAACGGAAAUGUUUUAAGCUCACACACACCCACUCACAACACAACAGAACACAACACAACACACCACACACACGUAUAUAGCAUGUAAAGCAUAUAUAAAUAUAUAUAAUUAUCAAUCGAUCAUUCAGCAAAAGAGAGCAGCCAACAUUCGCAUCAUAAAACAAUUAACUCCACUAAUAAUAGAGCAUACUCAACUCUAUCUCUCUCUACGAAAAAUACGCCUAGUACUCAAGCGGUAAAUGCGAAGAAAAAAAACCCAGGAAAAACGGGCGGCACACUCACGCUUUGCCACAUGAAUCAAGUGUAAACGCAACGAUAAUAACUUUAUAAUACCGCUAGCGAUUAAAGUCCUAAACAGGAGGGUACAGUUCGGGAGUUCGACAAUUCCCCCAGGCAUUGCAGGUGGUCCUACAGUAAGCCCCUUUUAUGACAAACAUCGCCCCCUCCGAGAAAUAGUCACCCAUCCACGAGUUCAUCAUGUGCUACAAAUCGUAAUAUCCGUCCAGAAAACCUUUUGAAGCGCACCUCCCGCUCUCUAACUCCAAUCUCUCCUCCUUUUUUGGAUCCUGAUCCUUGAUCCAGGGUCCAUUCCACUUUCCACUUCCCACUUCCAACUUCCACAACGCCCAGCCCCCAACCCCCAAGAAGUGGACCAAAGAACCAGUCACACAGAUGCCUCAAAAGUUUUCCCCCCUCCCCGUCGCAUUUUCCAAUCUUUAGAAGGACGACCAAGAAAAAGAAAUACACAGCCAGAAAAAGCCAAGCCAGAGAUGCAAAUCUAACAACAAAUGUCACUGCCAACAAAACCAGUAAUUGUAAAAUCAAAUUUAAAUAGUUAAAGACCGUACAACAUACAAGUAAAUGAAUCGAAAUGGGGGUGGACCUGAUACGAAAUAGAAGGUAUUUCCGUAGGGCUAGCACUGCAAUGCCGAAAGUAGUUACAAGAAAGCAACAGGAAUUAACACCCACGCCCGAUGAUUGUUCCUUGUCACAGAAGAAUCAGGAAUUGCCGAUGUGGACCUGCUCAAAACCUCACUCCUUUCGGGAAUUCAUUUCGGAUUUAGAUCACCUAAUUUGAGUGCUUUUUCCGUCUACUCACACUACUCAGCAUACUCAAAGACGCAUUACAAUUUAGAGGGAGGAGAAAGUGGGUAUGAGGUUGAAGCGAAAAAACAAUAAAUGUAACAAUAAAUGGUAAUAAGUAAUUUUAGCGUAUUUUUUUUUAACUGCUUAUAGCCAACUAAGUGUAAUUGUAAUUCUAGUUCAAACUGAACCAUUUUUGUCCGCGUUUUUUUUUUGUCGUGGAUUCGUAGGUUAAGCCUCACACACACACACACACACACUUAUAGCCACACACAACACAACCAACCACACACAUGGUAAACGACAAGAAAUGUAUAAAUAUCGAGGAUACUUACACUGUAAUUAAAGGGGGGCGAAUAAGAAGGAAUACCAUACCAAAACGUAAGCAUAUUACAAGGAAAUUGCCAUUAGUCGAUAGUGUUAAAGCGAUACGUAUAUGAUCUACACGCUAGGCUAACGAACAAAACAAACAAACAAACGAAAGAAAUAAAAGAAAUGCAAUGAAAUGAAAUGAAAUGAACGGAAUACUUAGUGUAGCUCAAGAUGGAAUCUCUCGUAUCUCGUAACUCGUAACUCCAACUAAAAGCAAUUGUAAAAUAUCGUAAUAGAUCCAGGGGCGAUCGAACAAACAAACAAAAGCAAAAGCAAAAGCAAACGAACAAUACGCAAGACUUUAUUUUUCAAAGUAUGCCGCAAUAUUAGGUCGAAGAGUUCGAAUUGUACUAGCUGAAUCUAGAAAAUAAGAAGGACAUUUCAUAGACGCAAUCCUAGAAGCAAUAGGCACAUCCGGAAACGGAAAUGAAAAUUAGAACGGAAACGGAAUCAGGCAGAGCUAACGGUAACAACGAUGACUCUUCACCACGUUUCACCACCUCCGGUACAAUUCUGUCCACUUCUCACCACACAGCACUGCACUUUUUUGCUCUCUCUCUCCCUCUCUCUCUCUCUUUCUCCCUCUCUCUUACACCCUUUUUCCAUCCCUUUCACACUGUUGGUUGACUACAUAGCCUGUUUCCACUUGAAGAAAAAACAACGAAAUGCACGCAGGCAAAAUAUGGAUUUUAUCAGAGCAUUUCACACUUUAUAGAGAAUGUAAAUUUCAAGUGUGAUCAUCGCCAGUUUAUCUCUCAUGGAGAAAAUGUGGUUUACACGUUGUUCACACACCCAACAUGUGACAGUGGAAAGAGGCUAUGCAACUCGUGUAUCCCAUUUAAAAGAAUCUGAAUCCGUAAGAAUAUUGCAAAAUUCUGUUGAAAACAUCGUUUUUUUCCAGUGAUUAAUGUUUGUGUUCGUUUGUUCAUUUGUUUGUCUGUUUGUUUGCUCCCGGUCUGAAUUUGGUUUCUGCCAUAUUGUUUGUGUAUAAUUAUUAUGUAUUGUUUGGUGGCUAAGAUAAGGUUUUAGUUCUGUAACUUCUACCGUACUUUCUCACUCAUUUGUUCAUUCGUGCAAUAAAAAAGAGACUUGUAUACAUAUCAUUGUUUUUUUGGUUUUAUUUUGGGCUUUCAUUUCAGAUUCUCCACCCACCUGUUCCUCUAUCCCUUCAUCCCUCCCUCUUUCUCUAUCUGCUCUUAUCCCCUUCACUAUCUACCUUUCUCUUUCUCAGCACCCACUCAAUUCAAAGCGACGAAGAAAGUCAAUUUCUCACGGCUCAAAAACGCAAUAAAAACUGAACCAGGAAAUCGAACGAACUAAAAGCAACAAUUAGUGAAGCAUAUUGGUGAAAUACUCGUAACUUAUAUUUUAAAUCGAAUUAGUGAGUGAUUAGCGCAACGAUAACGAUAAAAGAAAACAAUUUAGUUGAAUUCCCUAGCUGAAUCGAAUUGAAUAGUGAGAACUUUUUAUUAGGAAGCGAAAGCGUUUUUUAAUUAUAUACUAAUCGAAUCAAAAUUGUAAAGAUCAAAUACCAAAUAACGAAUAACGAAUAACAAAUAUUGCAUACAAAUUGAAACUGCCAAUUCACAUUCUCAGACAAAUUUUUACGAAGCUAAAGCUUAAACCAAAACCAAAACCAAAAACCAAAAGCAAAACCACAACUUAAGAACAUCCAAUUAAUAGCACUAAGCGAAAGUAUACAAAAUUGCUGAAAAUUAUUAAUUACCGAGAAGCGAAACCAAAUUGAAGAAUCGCAAAAUCGAGCUCGUAUCUUGAUCAUUUACCUAGGCCCACGACUUUAACCCUCCUUCGUUUCGGUUUCUCCCGAUUCUCGAUUUCGAUUUCGAUAGCCAAUAUCCGAUGGUCGUCAUUUGAAUUGAUGAACCAUUUUGGAUUGCGGUUCAGGAUUACUUUAGGCACUUAGCGUAUAUAUCAAUUUGUGUGUGUGUGAACAAAUAGCAGACAAUAAUUAGUGAGGGAACUUUUUAGGCGAGAUCGAAGGACCAGGACUGAAAUGACGAGGGAAAAUCAGUUUUCCUGGACUAAAAGGGGCGUGGCUGGGGACUUUCACAAGCAGCUAAUUUAUUGUCUUCCAGCAUAGCGCGCAUACAUUUCACUAUUUGAGUCGAAGUACUUUGUUUCCCCAACUGGAAUAACGUUGCAGCUUAAAUGUGAUUUGUUUCUCACUUUUAAUCGGUUUUUGUUUUUGUUGAAGUUUUCUAUACUAUUGACCACGCCCCCAGAUCUCAGCGGCUUGAAAAUGAUAGAAAGAGAUUUAUUUCGUUGGUGGCCCAGAGUUCAGCAGCAAAAUUAGCGAGCCGCAUUUGAUGGAGUGUAUAGGAAAACUGCCUUAAAGAUUUUCAAGUGAGACCGAUCGAUCAACCAGCAAACCGUGUAUAUAUUUAUUAUAUAGAGGCCGAGUCGCAGGCGCAUUACAUAAAAUAAAUAACAACUAAAAGGCGGCAGAGAAGAACGAAGAAAUAAAACCAAAAAUCAUAUGCAUUAAAAGUAAAGUAAAGGCAAAGACAAACAAAGGCAGAAGCAGAGGCAGAGGCCGAGGCAGAGGCAAAGGCAAAGCAAAUGAAAAAGCAAAGCAAAGCGAAAGAGCCCAGUCGGAAGAAGGGAGCGGGGGAACUCUCUCCCCGAGCCACCCCCCGCCCCCGAUACUCCCAACAAAAAAAAACAAAAGGCCAGGGACGUUGAUGGGAAUUAAUAAUUACCAAGUAAUAUUAUAAAAUAUUAUUAUAUAAAUUAUAAAUUAUUAUUAAAGA
Molecule: messenger RNA, 7502 nt
Organism: Drosophila teissieri
Lineage: Eukaryota; Metazoa; Arthropoda; Insecta; Diptera; Drosophilidae
Gene: shakB
Product: innexin shaking-B
Exons: 10
Coding region: 1-1599 (532 amino acids)
Cellular component (GO): gap junction; plasma membrane
Molecular function (GO): gap junction channel activity
Source: RefSeq, a predicted model, not a curated record